This is a messenger RNA of Labrus mixtus (cuckoo wrasse), 1478 nucleotides long. RefSeq names its product 26S proteasome non-ATPase regulatory subunit 11A. The record is from RefSeq and is a predicted model, not a curated record. Bases 6 to 1331 code for a protein of 441 amino acids. Gene Ontology annotation, biological process: ubiquitin-dependent protein catabolic process. NCBI's taxonomy places the organism in Eukaryota, Metazoa, Chordata, Actinopteri, Labriformes, Labridae. Gene Ontology annotation, molecular function: protein binding; structural molecule activity. Gene Ontology annotation, cellular component: proteasome regulatory particle, lid subcomplex. The transcript is spliced from 13 exons.
AUUGUAUGCGACCUGACCGGAAAACAUCCCGGCCGGGCGGAGCGGAGGUAGGCAGAGGAAAGAUGGCAGCCGCGGCAGUGGCUGAGUUUCAGAGAGCACAGUCUCUUCUUGGAACAGACCGGAAUGCCUCUAUCGAUAUUUUACAUUCUAUAGUGAAGCGGGACAUCCAGGAGAGUGAUGAGGAGGCGGUUCGUGUUAAAGAGCAAAGCAUCCUGGAGCUGGGUGGGUUGCUGGCAAAGACUGGGCAAGCUGCAGAGCUCGGGGGUCUGCUGAAGUAUGUACGGCCCUUCCUCAAUUCCAUCUCAAAGGCAAAGGCAGCCCGGUUGGUCCGCUCCUUGCUGGACCUUUUCCUGGACAUGGAGGCUGCCACAGGUCAGGAGGUCGAGCUCUGCCUGGAGUGCAUAGAGUGGGCCAAGGCUGAGAAGAGGACCUUCCUCAGACAGGCACUAGAGGCUCGUCUCAUCUCCCUGUAUUUCGACACAAAGUGCUACCAGGAGGCACUACAACUCGGCUCCCAGUUACUGCAGGAGCUGAAAAAGAUGGACGACAAAGCCCUGCUUGUGGAGGUUCAGCUGUUGGAAAGUAAAACAUACCAUGCACUCAGUAACUUGCCCAAAGCCCGCGCCGCCCUUACGUCUGCCAGAACAACCGCCAAUGCCAUCUACUGCCCGCCCAAACUGCAAGCAGCUUUAGACAUGCAGUCAGGGAUCAUUCACGCAGCAGAGGAGAAAGAUUGGAAGACGGCUUAUUCUUACUUCUAUGAGGCGUUUGAGGGCUACGACUCCAUUGACAGCCCCAGAGCCAUCACAGCCCUCAAAUACAUGCUGCUCUGCAAAAUCAUGCUCAAUGCCCCAGAGGAUGUGCAGGCCCUCAUCAGUGGCAAACUAGCUCUACGAUAUGCUGGACGACAGACAGAUUCACUGAAAUGUGUGGCACUUGCCAGCAAGAACCGGUCGCUUGCAGACUUUGAGCAGGCACUUACAGAGUACAAAGCAGAGCUGAGGGAUGACCCCAUCAUCAGCAACCAUCUGACCAAGCUGUAUGAUAACCUGCUGGAGCAGAACCUCAUCAGAGUCAUUGAACCUUUCUCCAGAGUCCAGAUAGCACACAUUUCCUCCCUCAUCAAACUCUCAAAGGGAGAUGUGGAAAGAAAAUUAUCACAGAUGAUCCUGGACAAGAAGUUUCACGGUAUUUUGGACCAAGGGGAGGGUGUGCUGAUUGUGUUCGAGGAGCCGGUGGUGGACAAAACAUACGAGGUUGCCCUGGAGACCAUUCAGAACAUGAGCAAAGUGGUCGACUCGCUCUACAACAAAGCCAAGAAACUCACAUAAGAGAGAAUGAAACCAUGGGUCCUUAAGUCUGGAGUUACGUCGGCCAGUCAGACCUCCGUUGAUCAAUCAGUUCAACCCGGGAGGGACGAGGGGAGGAGGAUGAGGAGAUUACGAACACUAAACGACCCAGCAAGCAAACAAACAAAC